AUGAAAGACUUUGUUGGCUCUGGUGCUGUUCCCAUCGUCGGUCGUGCCGUCACUAAACCUCUUCGGUGUAGCGCAUUCGUGAAGAAGUUCGGCAGUGAAUGCACGAUAGACGAAUCAAUCAAAUCCACCACACUGGAGGUAAUCAUUCUUUCGCUGCAACCAUCACUUUGUCUCAGUUCCACUCGUAACGGACAGCCUUCUGUUUCCUCCACCCCCACGAUGAUUCCGUCACCACCAUCAAUGCCAAGUAAUAACACCGCCGAGACUCCUAUCGAGGAUCCUGUCCCGAUGCCAGAAGGUAAUAAAGGAAUGAGUCGAGCUCAAUUUCGGAGAUAUGGCAAAGAGACUGUGGAUUACAUAGCUGACUACUUGGAAACCAUUCACAAAAGACGUGUGGUGCCUGCGAUCGAGCCCGGUUAUCUGAAGAAUCUGAUCCCCGCUGAAGCUCCAACUCGAGCAGAAUCGUGGGAGACAGUUAUGGAGGACUUUGAGAAAUUGAUUAUGCCUGGAGUUACACAUUGGCAACAUCCACGAUUCCAUGCUUAUUUCCCUGCUGGAAACUCUUAUCCGUCGAUUCUCGCCGAUAUGAUUAACGAUGCGCUGGGGUGCGUGGGAUUUAGCUGGGCAGCUUGUCCAGCUAUGACGGAAUUAGAAAUGAUCAUGUUGAACUGGUUUGGAAAGAUGAUUGGGCUUCCCAAGGAGUUUCUUCCGCUAACUGAAGGCGGCAAAGGAGGAGGUGUGAUUCAGGGUUCUGCAUCUGAGUGCAACUUCGUCUCUUUAUUAGCAGCUCGAUUUGAAGUGAUGAAAGAACUUCGCCAACGGUUCCCAUUUGUUGAGGAAGGGCUACUGCUUUCGAAGCUGAUCGCUUAUUGUUCCAAAGAGGCACACUCGUCUGUAGAGAAGGCCUGCAUGAUCGGUAUGGUGAAGUUGCGAAUCCUCGAAACAGACUCCAAGUUCCGCCUCCGGGGAGAAAUCCUCCGAAAUGCAAUUCAGGAAGAUCGAAAUCUCGGGCUCAUCCCAUUUUUUGUAUCCACCACACUCGGCACAACAUCGUGUUGUUCAUUCGAUGUGUUAAGUGAGAUUGGUCCAGUUUGUGAAGAGAAUGAACUGUGGCUCCACGUUGACGCAGCAUACGCUGGAUCUGCAAUGAUCUGUCCGGAAUUCCGUCACCUUAUGAAUGGUAUCGAAUAUGCAAUGUCGUUCAAUACUAACCCAAAUAAAUGGAUGCUUGUGAAUUUCGAUUGCAGCACAAUGUGGGUGAAAGAUCGUUUCAAAUUAACCCAAGCGCUCGUCGUUGAUCCACUCUAUCUCCAACACAGUUGGAUGGAUAAAUCUAUUGACUACCGUCACUGGGGAAUUCCGCUGAGCAGACGUUUCCGUUCAUUGAAAUUGUGGUUCGUCAUCCGAUGUUAUGGCGUAGAAGGACUUCAGAACUACAUUCGUGAGCAUGUUCGACUAGCAAAAAGGAUGGAAACACUGCUACGAGCCGAUCCCGUUUUUGAAAUUAUCGGUGAUGUUAUCAUGGGACUUGUAUGCUUUAGGAUGCGGGGUAACGACGAGCGUAAUCAGCAACUGCUAACUCGCCUUAACAGUUCAGGAAGGAUUCAUAUGGUACCUGCUUCUUUGAAUGAUCGCUUUGUUAUUCGAUUCUGCGUGUGUGCUGAAAAUGCAACCGACCAGGACAUUGAAACUGCUUACGCUAUCAUCAGCCAAACUGCUCAGCAUAUUCUUCAUGAAGGGACAUCACUUCCGAUCGUCGAGGAUGCGGAGGCGGAACAUCUUGAAGAAGCAGGAUACGACGUCGAACUUGCGCCAGUCUCGAAUGUGACCGUCGUGGAUGAAACUAACGACGCUCCGUUUAACGAAGGACAACUGACAAAAGAGGAGCUUAUCGCGAAGAAACAGAAGGAAAGUCUGGCCAAAAGAAGAUCGUUCCUUGUGCGAAUGGUAUCGGAUCCUAAAUGCUACAAUCCAAAGAUCGUUCGCCACUUGAACAUGGCGAAUCAUCGGAAGAUGAGCCAAGAUCUCUAUCGCGAUAGGACCUUAAUGCAAACUAUCUCCCAUAGCCAGCGUCCCUGUCGGUUGUCUCAGUCGCCUGGAUCAGGCAGCUCUUCCAUAAACACAAAAUUCAACUUUGAAGAAGAAGACGAGGGAACGCGCAUCGCCUUCUCGCAGACCGGACUGCAAACUCCCAUCUAA
Molecule: messenger RNA, 2199 nt
Organism: Necator americanus (New World hookworm)
Lineage: Eukaryota; Metazoa; Nematoda; Chromadorea; Rhabditida; Ancylostomatidae
Exons: 20
Coding region: 1-2199 (732 amino acids)
Biological process (GO): amino acid metabolic process
Cellular component (GO): cytoplasm
Molecular function (GO): carboxy-lyase activity; pyridoxal phosphate binding
Source: RefSeq, a predicted model, not a curated record